Messenger RNA from Capsella rubella, 1137 nucleotides. RefSeq names its product high mobility group B protein 15. NCBI's taxonomy places the organism in Eukaryota, Viridiplantae, Streptophyta, Magnoliopsida, Brassicales, Brassicaceae. Gene Ontology annotation, molecular function: DNA binding. The coding region runs from base 166 to 1137 and encodes 323 amino acids. The transcript has 8 exons. The record is from RefSeq and is a predicted model, not a curated record.
GCGAAAUGUGUCAGUGAGGGAAGGUGGCGCCACAUUCUGUUUCGGUUGUGGGAUUCUCUUGUUGUUUCCGCAAAAUUGCUCUGAAUCUAUCGAUAAAUUGUUUUGGAAGUAAAAGACGGUUUGGGAAUUGCACCAAGCUCCAAUCUUUAUCCAAGCUCUGUAUCAAUGUGUAAUAACACUCGCUGGAUCUACCCAUCUCCUGUUGCAACUUACGAGCAAGUGGUGGCUGACAAGGAUCUCUUCAUGUCUACAUUAGUGAACUUACACUCUCAAAUGGGUACAAAGUUUUGGAUUCCGAAAGUAAGAUUUGAGGAUAUGAACUUGCAUAAGGUUUUUUGCAAGGUUACUUCUCAUGGUGGAAUCGAACAGAUAGUUAGAGAAAAGAAAUGGAAGGAUGUAUUUGAUACGUUUAACUUCCCCUGUUCACAACGAAACCCUAUCUUUAUCCUACAUGUGCGCAAACUCUAUUACUCCCUACUUCACAACUACGAGAUCAUCUACUUCUUCAAAGCUCGUGGCCUGUUUCCUCCAUUGACCGGAUUUGUCUAUGGAAAAAAUGAGAGUGGUUAUCUUGUUUCUUUCACAAUGGGAUCAUGGAAGAUGGAAGGAGUUUUGUAUGAGUCUACAGAGAAGAGAGCUACUCAAGAUGUAGAGAGACAGAGUUAUGAUAUUUUCCCAAACACUUUGACUGAUAAAGCCAACCCUCAAGAGCUUUUUAAAACAAAAUGCAUUCAGUGGGACAAGGCCACUAAACAGCAGAAAAAAGAGAUUGUUGAUGAUUUGAUGCUGCAACAAUGGUCUUCCAAGGAGAACACUGAAGCUGAUUUUCUAAUGGAAGAAUUUGAGGAAAAUGAAUAUGAGGAAUACUAUUCUGAUUCCGAAGUGGAACAACUGUCUCUUUGGGCUGAGAAAACGACUUUUAUGGAGAUAGCCAAUGACUUGAUGGUGGCUGUUCCUGUGACUGGAGUGUUGGAUGGAAUAUUUGACAGGGGUUAUUUUAUUAGUGUCACAAUCGAAUCAGAGAAGCUGCAAGGAGUCCUGUAUCUCCAGUCACUCAGCACAGUUACUCAAGAGAAGCUCAAUGCAGAGGAAGAAGCGGCUAUGAAUUUGAAUAGGUUAACAAAGGGAUGGAAGUAG